Molecule: messenger RNA, 900 nt
Organism: Diaporthe amygdali
Lineage: Eukaryota; Fungi; Ascomycota; Sordariomycetes; Diaporthales; Diaporthaceae
Exons: 1
Coding region: 1-900 (299 amino acids)
Cellular component (GO): nucleus
Source: RefSeq, a predicted model, not a curated record
AUGCCUUCCAGCCAUAUCAAUGUGCUUAUCACAGGCUUCGGCGGCCUUGGCCUGCCAAAGACCUUAUGCCUGCCUCUGCCACCAUCGACAUCCACCCAGGACUUGUGGAACGAGUUAGAAGGUCGGAUCCCCCGGCAUCUGAACGACGAAACCUUUGGCUCCCUGGUGCUCACCACAAACGCGAAUGUCGGCAUUCCUCAACAUGCAGACCUCCCCAUCUCCUCUCUCGCCACACCAGAAGAUGACCUCCUUCCCCUCCGUCUCUCGCAUCCCAUCCUCGGCGGCAAGGGCGGCUUUGGCUCGCAACUACGUGCUGCCGGUGGACGUAUGUCUUCCAAGCGCAAGAAGAACAGGGGCGACGAGAACGGUUCGAGCAGGAACCUCGACGGCCGGAGGCUGCGCACGGUGACGGAGGCAAAGGCGCUGGCUGAGUUCCUCGCCAUCAAGCCUGAGAUGGAACAGAAGGAAAAGGACAAGAGGAGAGAGCGGUGGACGGCCAUUGUCGAGGCUGCUGAGCGGCGGGAGGAAGAGAUCAAGAACGGAAACAAGGGCAGGUUGGACGGCAAGUGGGUGGAGGACAAGGAGGAGGCUGGUGAGCGGACACGAGAUGCCGUUCUUGCUGCCAUGAAGUCCGGAAGCUACAAAGACAAUCUCCUCGGAACGUCAGAAGGAUCCUCGUCGGCCUCGGCCGAUGCGAUGGAGGAAGACUCAGACCCUGAAGAGGCGGAAGCAGGCGAGGGAAGCUCCGGGGCAACGACACCGGUUUCAGAGAAGGGCAAAGGGAAGGAGACUGCGACAUCGAAAGGCAACGUCAAGCCCAGAUCAUUCUUUGGUUUCGAGGAAGACGACGAGUUCAUGAGCUCCGAUGAGGAGGGCGAGGGCGCAAGUGGAAAGAAAUAG